This is a messenger RNA of Cylas formicarius (sweet potato weevil), 4452 nucleotides long. RefSeq names its product leucine-rich repeat-containing protein 24-like. The coding region runs from base 331 to 2577 and encodes 748 amino acids. The transcript has 9 exons. Gene Ontology annotation, molecular function: protein binding. NCBI's taxonomy places the organism in Eukaryota, Metazoa, Arthropoda, Insecta, Coleoptera, Brentidae. The record is from RefSeq and is a predicted model, not a curated record.
CGUCGCGACGCACGUGUAUUUAUAUCUCUCGCGAUUCUGGUGUGAUGUGUUUUCCUGAAAAGUUCCAACGCCAUCGGAGAAGCGAAUAUCGACUUGACAGCUCGAGUGUGUGAUCCGUUCGAGUACUUCGCUGGAUUUUCUAAUGAGCCGGCAGGGUGUGUGUUGUUGACGUCGCUUGACUGGAAGUAAAUUGCGUGACAUUAAUAAUAUUCAUCUGGACGUGUUAGUGGGCUGAACUCCCGAACUGUGGCUCCUGUCCGGCCUCCGGCCGAACGACAUGAAGCAGGGACAUCUCUAGCCAAUUGGACUUCCUUAUUCCCAGGGCGCAACAUGCAGUUCUCUGUUUGGCACUUUUAUCUGAUAUUGUUGUUACUCCAUACAAUGGAAGACGUGUCGGCCUGUUCCCCGUCUUGUUCGUGCAAAUGGAAAAACGGAAAACAAACCGCCGAAUGUUCAAGCAAAAACCUGACGGAGAUCCCUGAGGGUAUGGAUCCCGAAACGCAAGUGCUCGAAUUCUCGAGUAACGAUCUUCAGCAACUGCCCAAAGAAUUGUUCGUACGAAAACACCUACUCAAUCUACAAAGGCUCUACUUGGCGAACUGCAAGCUCAGGACCAUACACAAGGACACAUUCAAAGGACUGACGAACUUGGUGGAAAUGGACUUGUCGCACAAUUUGUUGGAGGCCGUGCCGACCGCGGCGUUUAUGAACUGCCCGUCUUUAAUGAAGUUGACGCUCAGCUCGAAUCCCGUGGGGUCGGUAAAGAAGCUGGCAUUUAAUCACUUGUCUUAUCUCAAUACGUUGGAGCUUAGCGGUUGCGAGAUUGCUGAAAUAGAGGAAGGCGCUUUUCAAGGACUACAUAGUCUAGAGUGGCUCCACCUAGAUUCGAACAGAUUGAGGCACAUAAAGGGUCAUACCCUGCCGGAAAACUUAAAAGGUAUCGAACUACAAAAAAAUCCCUGGACAUGCGACUGCCACAUCAGAGAUUUCUAUGCAUGGCUGAAUAAUUUUCAUAUACCGUUUUCGGUAGAACCAAUUUGCAUGGAGCCUCCCCGUCUAAAAGGGUCGUACAUCAAAGCAGUGAAAGUCGAAGAGCUGGCCUGUUUGCCGGACGUUUCCCCGACGACGUUUUACCUGGAACUCGGAGAAGGGAAAAACAUCUCCUUGUUAUGUCAUAUUCGUGCGAUCCCUGAGGCUACGGUUUCGUGGUGGUUCGAAGGCCAGCUGCUUCAGAACAAUUCCAAAAUCGCUCCGGGAGUACACCUCGUCUACUACAUCGAGGAGGGAACUGAUAACAAGCGCAGUGAACUCUUUAUUUACAACGCCAACGUCCAGGACAAUGGCACGUUUAUUUGUAGCGCGGAGAACAAUGCUGGUACUACCCAAUCUAACUUCACAAUCAGGAUAAUUCUCAAGGAAGAUCCGGUGGUGAUAAUAGUAUCAUUUCCGCUAGACUACUUAUUAAUAUUGGUGGCUGCUGUGUCUGUGUUCGCGUUAGUGACCAUAAUUAUAGUGACUCUGUGCUUAGUUAGGUGUCACCGGAAGACCAACAGAGAGAAAAAGAGAAGUCAGACUAAAGAGGCCGCCUUGCAUCUGCAAAAUAAUCAAAAUACCACCAACGGAGAGAAGGCCAACUGGGCCAACAAAACCGCCUCUCCAAGACUCGAUCAGCAACUGAAACUCAACAAUUUAACCCCCGUCGCGACUGCGACGACGUAUACGGAAACCGAAGAAGUAGUUUUAUACGGAAUAAGACAUUGCGACGACCCCUUUAACAGCGGUUUGUCGCCUGUGAGGGCUGCAAAUCGGAACCAAAACCAAAUCGUAAGUCCAUCAUCUCUCCGAAGAUAUCAGUUGGAGCAGAAUCCAGAUCUGAUAAAUGGUACAGAAAGCAUUGGGUGCAGGCGGGAGGGUGACGGUGAAGACGGACGAAUGGUGGUGGAAGGAGUGCCACACCCCGCCGGUGCGGGGCAGGGGAUGACGUGUCUGAGAGCCGCCGGCGGCGUGGAGAUUUACACCGGGGAUAAUGGCGCCCCACGAAAUGUGAGGCACAUUGUCGAUCGAGAAGGAUAUCCACUCGACUACGGUUUACCGAAGAUGCCCUGCAGCGUUCCCUGUAAUGAAGCUUAUUACCGUACGCUUCCGUGCAGCAGGAUGAAGCGCCAUUCGGCUGCGAAUCCCCUGAAGAGGUACUCGAGAGAAGUCGAGUUUUUAUCGAGGAGUGUCGAUUCGCCUUAUGAUCAUUAUCACACCGAUAUCAGAUAUACUGCCGACGGAUAUCCAGUGCGCCAGCAGGUCGCAUUGCCGUCGGCUGAUACGACGCCGCCGUCUUCUCUACCCUGCUGCUCCGCAAAAUGGCCGCCAUAUUUGCCCGCGAAUCCCCAAAACAUACCGAGCGUAUCAAAAAGAAGCGCCAGUGCUCAAACCGACACCGAAGAUGAAUGUGAUAGUGUCACCUACAGUGCUGUGAACAAAAACGACUCGGCGGCGAUGCCAAAUGCUCAAAAUGUCGUGGUAAACGAAGUGCUGACUGAAAGCCCGGAUGAGGGGUACGAGGGAGAGCCUUCUGUCGUGUAGCGCGAGUGAGUUAGUUAAGUUUGCGCAAAAGAAAAUUAUCGACACUAACGUGUCGUUGGGCUUGUUACACGUGAUCAGUGUCUCGAACGAGUAACUAAGUUUGAGACAUUAAGGAAGGAUUAUUGAACUUUAAAACUUUGCAAUUCGCCUGGACUGGAUAUAUUUGAAGUUCGGGAAACAGGAGAUGCAAUAAAAUGUUACGGGAUUAGAAAAUGGUAACAGGGCACAAAACAAAAAUUUCCACCAAGCGUUUUUUUUUUAAAUAUUUAUUGUUAUUAAAUGACAAGGAAAGGUGAUUAGUAAUAAUUUUGCCACUAUUAUUGACCCCUCUUUUUCAAACUUCAAUCAGAAGCGUUUUUAAAAAAUUUUAAUGUUCCAAAUUACUCAGUGGCUAUUAUUUUGAUAUACAGAGUGCCGCAUCCAAAAUGCAUUAUAUACAGGCUGACAAGGAACUUUUUGUCAGGGAUACAACUUUUGAGGCAAAAUGCAUUUCGACCCUCUACGUGAGUGUGUCAUCUCGCAAUUUUUGAGUGUCAACGGUUAGUUUUUGAAAAUCAUUCACAACUUUUGAAAAUUAUGUCUUCGAAAUACCAACCAUUCGUUGGAUCAAAAAGUUAAAGAUCGGUUUGAUUUUUCUUAAAAACUCCUCUGCGUAUUCGUCAAAUAAAUCCUCGAAGUGUCUACCAACGAGCAUACAGUGAUACAUUCUACAACAUGCUGAGUGCGCUAAACUUUUUUUUAUAUAUCUCCACAAAAGGCAAUUUAAAAGAUUAAAUUUAGGUCUUCAUCCUGUCCAAAGUCCUGGAAACGUGAGUUAUGACCUUUUUAGAAAUAAGUUCUUGUUGAUUUUAUGCAGGAUUCGUUCUCUUACCAACCGAGACAUGUAACUCCUGGGGUUGUGGGUUGUUUGAUGUCUAGUAGAAAAUCCUUGGUUUCAUAUCAUCCCAGUAAUAACAAUUGCGGCCAUUCAUUAAACCAUUCAAAAAGAAAGUGCACUUCCCAAAAAACAAUAGGAAAUUGUCAUUAUUAUUUGCUCAUUUAAUGGGUUUAAUCAGUUGUCUGCAUUUAGGUGGUAAUGUUCAAUUGUCAGUAAAAUUAAAUUUAUUUUUGGCUUUUUGUGAAACGUAUUGAUGGGAUUUCAAAGGUUAAACAAUGACAUCCUCACUAAAGAAGUUGAAUGUUUUGCGUCAAAAGUUGUCGCCAUGACAAACAAAUUUGAAUUUGGUUAUGCCAAUAAGUUUUUUCCGAGUCAGUUUUUUCACAGUUCACAUCCAAAUCUAUUGUUAUUAUUUAUUUAACUGAAAAAACAAAACAUAGAUAUAGAUUCAACGACUUUAACAAUGUAUUAAGUAUUAUUUGUUUGUUGAACUGAUAUCACUGUUGCUUCUGAUCGAUGUGGCUGUUAAAUUGGUAUUUGGUAUAAUAAUAAAAUAAUCAUGUUGAACUUGGAACACUGCCGAACAAUGACGAUAUGCAAUUAAUUACAGAAAUGUAGGCAUUUACGGCUGAAAAGUGUGUGGAUCGUGCCAUUUAUAUUCCAACAAUGAUAAUUAAUAAACAGUAUUCAAAUGUGUGAUAAUUUAGCGAACAAUCGGAAAAUCCCAAGUAGGACAGUUGAAAGGUUUGUUAUACAGGGUAAUAGAACUAAGAAGAAUAAUACAAUUUGUAAUAUCUCAAAAUGAACGACAAUGUAUUAAACUAGUCAAGAAAAACCUUAGAAAUAAUGUUAAUGUGGAAACUUAUGUGUAGUAGGCAAAAAGAUGAUAUAGUUGUCUAUAUCAAUAAAUUAUUAUAUACUCUGUUAGACGUUCUGUAGAAGAAUUCCGACGUACUGUAUGUUAUUAGACUUUUGUAAUAUAAAUUAUUUUUUAAGAA